AUGUCUGCCACGUGUCAUGUGGUGUGGAUGCCUGUGAACAUGCCAGGUGGCAUGGUGCUGCAUGACGGGCAGAUUGCUGAGAUGCGGACGGGGGAAGGCAAGACGCUGGUGGCCGUGCUGCCUGCUUAUCUCAACGCCCUCACAGGAAAGGGCGUGCAUGUGGUGACGGUCAACGACUACUUGGCUCGCAGGGAUGCUGAGUGGGUGGGGCAGAUUCACAAGUAUCUUGGCCUUUCUGUCGGCCUCAUUCAGCAGGGCAUGACGGCGCAGCAGAGGAGAGAGAGCUACGCAUGCGAUGUCACAUAUGUCACCAACAGCGAGCUUGGAUUUGACUACCUGAGAGACAAUCUCGCCACUUCCAAGACGGACCUGGUGCCCAGCGAGCGCUACCUUAUCGCUGCCAAGAUCGCUGCUGCGUUUGAGAAGGAUGUGCAUUACACGGUGGACGAGAAGCAGAAGGUGGUACUGCUAACAGAGACAGGCUAUGAAGAAGCAGAGCUGGUGCUCAAAGUCACCGACCUGUACGACCCCAAGCAGCAAUGGGCGUCCUUCCUCCUCAACGCAAUUAAAGCCAAGGAGCUCUUCACCAAGGAUGCGCAGUACAUUGUGCGCGACGGCGCGGUGCUUAUAGUGGAUGAGUUUACAGGGAGGAUAAUGGAGGGGCGGCGGUGGAGUGAGGGCGUGCACCAGGCAGUGGAAGCGAAGGAGGGCGUGGCGAUUCAGAACGAGACUGUCAGCCUGGCUUCUAUAAGCUAUCAGAACUUCUUCCUGCAGUACCCCAAGCUGUGCGGCAUGACAGGCACGGCAGCCACAGAGGCAGACGAGUUUGGUGGCAUCUACAAGCUGGCUGUGGCGGAGGUCCCCACCAACCGGCCUCUGCAGAGAAAGGACGAGCAAGAUGUAGUUUACCGCACGUCGGUGGGCAAGUGGAGGGCAGUGGUGGCGGAUGUGAAGGGGCGCCAUGCAGAGGGGCGGCCGGUGCUGGUGGGCACCACGUCGGUUGAGAUCAGCGAGGCGCUCUCGGCGAAGCUGAAGGAAGCAAAUGUUCCUCACCAGGUUCUCAACGCCAAGCCAGAGAACGUGGAGAGAGAAGCAGAGAUAGUGGCGCAGAGCGGGCGAGUGGGGGCGGUGACCAUAGCAACCAACAUGGCUGGGCGGGGAACUGACAUCCUCCUGGGCGGCAAUGCAGAGUUCAUGGCCCGGCUGAAGCUGAGGGAGGCGCUCAUGCCCAGAGUGGUGACGGCAGACGAUGUGGCAUUCAUAUCCCAAGGCAAAACGAAGAUUGCCGUCAAACGAACCUGGACGGUGCCGGCCAAUCUCUUCCCUUGUCCUCUCUCGCCUGACCUCACUGAUGCUGUAAGCGAGGCAGUGCAAGCAGCAGUGGAGUCGUGGGGGAGCAGUUCGCUCACCACACUGGAGGCAGAAGACAGACUGGCAUUCGCAUGUGAGAAGGGCCCCACAGCUGACCCUGUGGUGAAGCAAUUAAGGGCAGCCUUCGAGGUGGUGGAAGGGGAGUAUCGACGAUUCACAGAGGAGGAGAAGCGGAAAGUCAUUGCUGCUGGAGGCCUGCAUGUGAUCGGCACAGAGAGGCACGAGUCACGACGUGUGGACAACCAGCUACGCGGCCGCAGCGGGCGGCAGGGGGACCCAGGGAGCUCGCGCUUCUUUCUGAGCCUGGAAGAUAAUCUGCUGAGAAGGAAGGUGGAGAAUUACUACUUUGAUAUUCGCAAGCAGCUGUUUGAAUACGACCAGGUGGGAUGCGGUGCGGUGCGGCUCAUAGGGUGUGUGCCGAUUCAGGUGUAUUCUGCGCUGGAGAGUGCGCAGAGGAAGGUGGAGAAUUACUUCUUCGAUAUUCGCAAGCAGCUGUUCGAAUAUGACCAGGUGCUGAACAGCCAGAGGGAGCGGUUCUACUCGGAGAGGAGGAGAGCGCUGGAGACAGAUGACCUGGAGGGGCUGAUGCUGGAGUAUGCAGAGCUGACCAUGGACGACAUUGUCAAUGCGAACAUCGACCCAUCACUAUCACAGGAAGAGUGGAACUUUGAGGCUCUCACAAAGAAGGUCAAACAGUACUGUGCACUGCUCACUGACUUGUCAAUAGACGACAUUAUCUAUCACAGCGACACUGUAGAUACUCUGAGGGAGUAUCUACACCAACGCAGCAAAGAAGCUUAUUACACAAUGAAGGCAGAAGUAGAAGCGGCAGUUCCAGGGUUAAUGAGGGAUGCAGAGCGGUACUUUGUGGUCACUCAAAUGGAUCUGCUCUGGAAGGAGCACCUGCAGGCGCUCAGAUUCACCCAGCAGGCCGUGGCUUUAAGGGGCUAUGCGCAGCGAGACCCUCUUAUUGAGUACAAGCUUGAAGGGUACAACCUGUUUCUCGCGAUGAUGGGGCAAAUACGACGGAACGUCAUUUAUUCCGUAUACCAGUUCAAUCCAGUCAGUGUGACUCAACAAGAUGGUGGACAAACGUCAGGGAGUAGUUGA
Molecule: messenger RNA, 2481 nt
Organism: Closterium sp. Yama58-4
Lineage: Eukaryota; Viridiplantae; Streptophyta; Zygnematophyceae; Desmidiales; Closteriaceae
Source: the annotation of a GenBank genome assembly